Entrophospora sp. SA101 is the source of this 192-nucleotide messenger RNA. The record is from the annotation of a GenBank genome assembly. Lineage: Eukaryota; Fungi; Glomeromycota; Glomeromycetes; Entrophosporales; Entrophosporaceae.
AUGGUAAAAUUGUUGGUUAGAGACAGAAGAGAAAAAUCAUUCACUGAAUUUGUAGAGUCUUACAAUUCGCUUGUAAAAAAACUUGGAAAAUUUGCAGAUAGAAAUGCAGAAUUAGAAAUAUCACAAAGCUCAGCAAUUGAACAUCAUGUUAUACUAUCUCAAGAGCUUGAGAAAUUGAAACGAUUUGGGUAA